AUGGCGGUUCGGUAUACAAACUGCUUUCAACUGCCAAAAGUCCGUUCAAAUUACGGUCUUGUUAGCUCCUCCAGUGGGAUCUGUACUCGCUUCAAUCCUGUAUAUGCUUGUGUUGGAGCGUCCAACCCAGCUUCACAUUUAGAAGCCAAGGUUGAUCACUUUUUGAAUAGUGUCAAAUGGGAUGACAAAGGUUUGGCAGUGGCGAUUGCUCAAAAUGUGGACACAGGAGCUGUUUUAAUGCAAGGGUUUGCUAAUAGAGAAGCCCUUUUGAGGACAUUUUCCUCCAGGAAGGCAACAUUUUAUAGCCGGUCUAGGUCAACUUUGUGGACAAAAGGAGAGACCUCGAUGAAUUUCAUCAAUGUGUGUGAUAUCUUUAUUGAUUGUGACCAUGAUUCUAUAAUAUAUCUUGGGAAGCCUGAUGGCCCAACUUGUCACACUGGAGCCGAGACUUGCUAUUAUACAUCAGUUGAUGAAGUUCUAAAUGACUCACAGGUUGAUGGGAAUAAACUUGCUUCAACAACUUUGUACUCAUUAGAGUCAACUAUAUCAAAAAGAAAAGACGAAUUGUCUGGAGACACAGAUGGAAAGUCAUCCUGGACUAAACGUUUGUUGCUUGAUGAGAAGUUACUGUGCUCAAAAAUCAGAGAGGAGGCAGAUGAGUUGUGCCGGACACUAGAGGAAAAUGAGGAUAAAUCGAGGACUGCCUCGGAAAUGGCUGAUGUGCUCUAUCACGCCAUGGUUUUAUUGAACCUCAAAGGGGUCAAAGUUGAAGAUGUUCUUCAAGUUCUUCGAUUAAGAUUCUCGCAAUCUGGCAUCCAAGAAAAGAGCAGCCGAAAAUCAAAGUGA
This is a messenger RNA of Striga hermonthica, 846 nucleotides long. The record is from the annotation of a GenBank genome assembly. NCBI's taxonomy places the organism in Eukaryota, Viridiplantae, Streptophyta, Magnoliopsida, Lamiales, Orobanchaceae.